CGGUCUACUACAGAGCCAGCUCUUCACGUGCGCUCAUGUGUUUACCGGGCGAAAUCCACGUGUGUGAGCCGGCAGACCCCGCCUCUGCACGGGAGCGGAGGGUCCCCGCCCACCGGAGUUCAUAAAAGUGUAGCCCAAGUCUAUGUCUGUGAGAAUACUUGGAGACAUUGUUAAGGAGGGCUAUUUUGUCGCUGAAGUUGUAGUCUAUUUGAUUCAUUCGAGGCGCUGGGUUAAAUAACAUCGGCCUCGGGCAUUUUUCUCAUCAGAGCUGCUGUGCACAAUCAAAAAACAACGAGGCGGCAGAUCAACAGCAGCUUAAUUCAACAGGUUUGACAUAAGAAGGAUUUUAACGGGACUGGGCUGCAGCCGACUGAUAAUUGUAGAACGAUGGCUGCUCACCAGCGGAUCCUGAGCGGCCCUGCUCGACGAAACCUGUUCGGCCCAGUCGACCGGGAGGAGCUGCAGACGGAGUACCAGGCUGCCCUGCGGAAAGACCUAGAGGAGGCUUCGCAGCGCUGGGGCUUUGACUUCAUCUCGGACAAGCCUCUGGAGAGCAGCAAUUUCCAGUGGGAGGGCAUCCCAGGCGCCAAGGUGCCGCUGCUCUACAGGUCCUGUAUGCUUGGUCUGGGACAGGCAGAUGGUCGGAGGGCAGUUACGCCCAAGGGAGGAAGGGUGGGGUCGCCUCAGAGUGAAAAGGAGAACACCCCAUGUACGCCAGAGAGAUGUGCACUCAACCUGGAAAACCUGGAGAAAACACCAGAGAGAAGAGAGAUUACAGGGCUGAAGAGGAAACAGACAAACAUUACAGAUUUCUAUCAGACUAAAAGAAGAGUAGUUUGGAUGCCACGCAAAUCCGGCGAGUGAUUUUUCGGUGCAGUUUUACCGCAAAGGUGCCAAGAGAACCACACAAACAGUACUACACUCAGGAAUACUACGCUCUGCACAGACUCUGCACAGUCACUCAUCAGGGGUCUUGUACCCAGUGAAUCAUCUGACAACAGAAGGGACCUCAGCUACACUUCAUUACUAUAAGGUUAAUUAGGGUACUGUAUUCAGUGUGAGGGGGUUGGUGUUUUUCCCAGGGGUAAGAAAGGGACAUUUGAGCAGAGAAGAUUAACGGUAAUCUCUCGAAUCAGUGGAUUUAUACUCAUUUGGAUCAUGGGGAUGCCAAAGUGUUGACUGACAUUUCCUACUGUACAUUCCACAGUGCUGAAAACGCAGCAGCCGCGUCUCUGCGAACUGUAGAAACUCUGUACCUCUUGCAGUAUGGAGAUAGGAUGGAUGAUCAAAUUACAGAACGCACUUGAAACAGAUGUCUUGUUGGUUAGAAUCAUCCUGUCUCAAAUUAAGGAGUGGCUGUGACAAAACUGCAGAAUGAUUGAAAAUGGUAGAGAAUGGAUGAUGCCCUUUGGCGCCUUUGUUCAAAUCCACUAUUGUUUUUCUACAUUGUUUUUUCUUUAUGUGUAUCAUGAGGGCUAGGAGUCUUUUUUUUUUUUUUUUUUUUACACAAAACAUUUAUUAUACUUUCUCUACCAUCAUGUACUCAUUGGAAAAUGCUUGAAGAGUUCUGAUAUCCUGUACAUGCUGUUGCUUUGCUUAGAUUAUUAAUGACAGAAGUGCCAUCAUGUCCUCUCCCGUUCCUUCCAUCUGCUGUAUGUCAAUCGAUUUUCAAAGCAGAUCUCCACAAGUGCCCUGUGCAGACUCUGACAGCACCAGAUAGUGUAGAUUAGAAGUGUAGCACCAUGUCUUUGGAACGCUUAAAACACUUAUAUUUAGGUUUAUUUAGAUAUAUAUCAGAGAUUUAUCUAUAGAGUUUAAUACAGCACUGUUAAGUAGCAUUAUCGUAAAAAAAACAAAACAUUGCAGUAUUGCACAUACAUCUGAUAGGUGGUGUAUACGAAGCACCCACUUUCAAGUGCCUUUGCCGCAUUUGUUUCGGUAUUAAAGGACAAUCAGAAGAAAGUGUUCUCAGAAGCAAACGUAUUAUAUACUAAGCUAAAGCUAAGUGCUUUAUUCUUUUAUUUGGAAGUAUAGUGCAAUUAGAAAAGACAAUGUGUUAUCUGCCUCAAAACAAAAAGUGUGUUUGUUCAUGGCACUUAUUUAUGUCUAUGUUGGCAAACCCUGCUGCUAUGGGUAAUCUGAAUGCGUGUCAAACAAGGUCACUGUAAUGCUAAUCCUGACGAAGUGACAGUUUAGAAAUGUUUGCCGCUGCAAAUACGAAGCCAAGCAAAAAAACAGCAUUACCUGAAACGAUGAAUGCACUUCUGUUUGUAGAUGCUUGUGCACAGGUCCUACAUAUUGUUUUAUGUUAAAAGCUACAAAUGAAAAUAUGUAUCCUUAUUUAUUGUGCGAUACUAUGCCUUGUGUUAAUUUAGUUUUUGUGUAAUUAUCAUGAGAAUUCCAAUAAAAUGUUCAAAUGACA
Molecule: messenger RNA, 2422 nt
Organism: Siniperca chuatsi (mandarin fish)
Lineage: Eukaryota; Metazoa; Chordata; Actinopteri; Centrarchiformes; Sinipercidae
Gene: cdkn1a
Product: cyclin-dependent kinase inhibitor 1A
Exons: 3
Coding region: 388-864 (158 amino acids)
Biological process (GO): regulation of mitotic cell cycle; signal transduction by p53 class mediator
Cellular component (GO): nucleus
Molecular function (GO): cyclin-dependent protein serine/threonine kinase inhibitor activity
Source: RefSeq, a predicted model, not a curated record